Molecule: messenger RNA, 492 nt
Organism: Daucus carota subsp. sativus
Lineage: Eukaryota; Viridiplantae; Streptophyta; Magnoliopsida; Apiales; Apiaceae
Product: AT-hook motif nuclear-localized protein 27
Exons: 1
Coding region: 1-492 (163 amino acids)
Cellular component (GO): nucleus
Molecular function (GO): minor groove of adenine-thymine-rich DNA binding; DNA-binding transcription factor activity
Source: RefSeq, a predicted model, not a curated record
AUGGCAAGCGCGGCUGGUGGCAGUAACUCUCCUCCCCCUUCAGGAAGCAAGCCACGUGGACGGCCCCCUGGUGCGAAAAACAAGGCUCCCCAAAACAUGCCUCUGCAAAACACGGCUCCGCAAGUAACAUCUCGAGUUCUUGAAAUCCCGCCCGGUAUGGACGUUGUUGCAUGGGUGAAUCAGUUCGCGCAGGCGAAUAACGUGUCUGUGAAUGUGCUCACUGGCUCCGGAAUGAUUUCACGGGUGGCUUAUGGACACCCGUCGUCGCCGAAUCCGAUAAUAGUUUCGGAGCCGCUCAACUUGGUUUAUAUUGCUGGGCUGGUGAAUCCUGCAGAGCCAGGUUUUCUCUCCUUCACGGCUACAAUGAGUCGGUUUAAUGGAAGUGUCAUUGGGGUGAGGCCUUUCCAGUUGGUUGCCAUGCACUCUGUGGUUUUGACUACGCUUGUUUCUCAAAACAUGCAGGUCAUUACCACAGAUUCACCGAUUCUUUAA